Molecule: messenger RNA, 1799 nt
Organism: Aspergillus welwitschiae
Lineage: Eukaryota; Fungi; Ascomycota; Eurotiomycetes; Eurotiales; Aspergillaceae
Product: MDR family NADP-dependent oxidoreductase
Exons: 1
Coding region: 710-1741 (343 amino acids)
Molecular function (GO): oxidoreductase activity, acting on the CH-CH group of donors, NAD or NADP as acceptor
Source: RefSeq, a predicted model, not a curated record
GGUAUCUUGGGGAUUUUCUUCAGUCCCAACACCUUCUAUUUCUGCUUGAUAAGCAUCGGCCGCUGAAUACUAAUCAGUUUCACCGUCUGCAUUGAAUCCCCCGCCUGUCCCUUUAUCCCGCGGCCCAGGGCAUAACUCUACACCGUAGUCCCCGCCAUGUGGGAACCCGCCGGCUUCCAUUCCUGAUUCUAAGAUCCGCUCCGCCAGUAUGACAUAACUAAUCCUUCACGGAGAUGCGUUUCUGUAGCUGGGAUACUAUCGGAUGGAUAUCUUUUACACAGUAAGACUUGUAUUCUGGAAUGUCCAGAAUGAUCUGUUACACACUGAUGAAGAAAAUCCUAACUUUGCCGAGCAGGGAGUCGCCGCCAUCAUGCCGAACCGGUUGAUGCCCCGAACAAGCAUAUCCCCCGAUUGCCUCAUCACCGGCACGGUCCACCAGAGCCGUGGUUCAACGGAGCUUCUGCACCAAUCUGUCCGUUGUUCCUGGUGAAAACCCACCCACACCAGCCUGUUUCGGUAAGAGCCUAGGUAACUCAAAAUGCAAUCCUCGUCUCGAGAAGCUUCUGUUUGCCUUGGGGGGCGCAAUACACAGAAGAAUCAUCCAUGAUGCUUUGUAAUCGAGAUUCCACCGCAGGAAAUAUAAACCUACGUCAGACCCUUUUGCCUCUACUCGAAGUACCUACUAAAAAUCCAAGCCAUAAUCGCAACCAUGUCCAACCAAAGCCUCGUCUUCAAGCAAAUCCCCUCCGGCUACUUCGUCCCCGGCCAGGACGUCGUCGUUGAGCAGGCCUCGUACGACGCCUCCGCCCCGGCCCCGGAGGGCGGCAUCUUCGUGCAAUCCCUCUAUGCCAGCUUCGACCCCUACAUGCGCGGCCGCAUGCGCCCCGCCCACAUCAAGUCCUACUCUCCCGCCUUCACCCUUGACGCUCCCAUCGACAGCAGCAUCAUCGCCAAGGUCCUCCGCUCCAACACCCCCGCCUACAAGGAGGGCGACCUGAUCAUCGGCUUCCUCCCUAUCCAGCAGUACAUCUCCGUCAGCGCCGAGCAGCUCCCCCGCGUCCGCGCCCUCGAGAACCCCCUCGGCAUCGAGGACCUCCGCGUCUUCAUCGGCGCCCUCGGCAUGCCCGGUCUGACUGCCUACUCCUCCCUCUACGAGAUCGGCAAGCCCAAGAAGGGCGAGACCAUCUUCGUCUCCGCCGCUAGUGGCGCUGUCGGCCAGCUGGUCGGCCAGCUCGCUAAGCACGAGGGUCUGAAGGUCAUUGGAUCUGUCGGAUCGGAUGAGAAGCUCGACUUCAUCAUCAAGGAGCUGGGCUUCGAUGGUGGAUUCAACUACAAGACGGAGAAGCCGGCUGAUGCGCUGGCACGUCUGGCCCCCGAGGGUCUGGAUAUCUACUAUGAGAACGUCGGUGGUGAGCACCUCGAGGCUGCGCUCAACGCGAUGAAUGAUUUCGGUCGUGUCGUGGUCUGUGGUAUGAUCUCGCAGUACAACGGUGGUGGCUAUCCCAUCAAGAACAUUACCAAUGUGUUGACCAAGCGUCUGGAUAUGCGCGGUUUCAUUGUCGGUGAUAAGGGCAUGGGUGAUAAGUAUGCUAAGGAGCAUCAGGAGAAUGUGCAGAAGUGGAUCAAGGAGGGCACGUUCAAGACUUUGAUCCACGAGACGCAGGGCAUUGAGAAUGCGCCCGAGGGAUUGUUGGGCAUUUUCCAUGGAAAGAACCUGGGUAAGGCUGUUCUUAAGUUCUAAGCUAGCUUAGAAUGUUGGCUAUGAUAUAGAUUACGGUAUAGAUAAUAAUGAUUAUUCA